GUCCGAGGCAGAGGCGGUGAGGGUGUAUACGAUAACUAACAGAGCAUUUUUUAUUUUUAUUUUCUGAAGUGAAGUUUGAGAGUCGGGACUUAGAAUGAAGAUCCUCCUCAUCUUCACCUUCUGCCUGAUUAUUGCUGGUUCUGAUGCUGUAACUACAGUAACUGGAUACAGAGGAAGAUCAGUUCAGAUUAAAUGCCCCUACGGAUCUGGAUAUGAAGAAUACAAGAAGUAUCUCUGCAGAGGUAAAUGUCCCCGUGUGGGGUAUAAUGAUGUUCCUGUUCGUUCUGGAUCUCCGGCUAAAGACACCAGAUUCUCUCUGUAUGACAACACAACAGCCAAAGUCUUCACCGUCACCAUCACUGAUCUGAGAACAGAGGAUGGAAACACUUACUGGUGUGUGAUAGAGCGGACAGGGUAUGAUCUUUACACAGAGCUUCUACUGCUGGUUAAAACGGAAGAUCCUGCCAUCACUGUCUCACACUCCACACACACCACACACUCCGCUUCAACACACUCCAUGAGUCCAUCAGUGCCUGCUGAGAUCACACAUUCAACAACAGCAAAUCCACUAAAUGAUGCUAACCAUCCAACCAUCGCUCCCUCACCUCAGGGUAUACCUAAGUACAUCAUGAUCAGUACAGGUGCAGUGUUGUUGGCUGUUGGUGUGAUUAUAGCGAUCUACUGCAAAAUACAUCGUCAAGGCUCUGAAACAGUGACACGAUCUUCCACAGAGGCAAAUGGAGAUUCUGAAAAUGACCAGAAUUUACUUCCUCUCCAAGCAAAAGAAAAAGUCAACUUACCCGUAAAUGUCUACGGGAUUCUAGACCUGGCCCCCGACCAAUCAGACUCAGUCUACCAAAAUCUCAGACCGUCUAACAAUAACCAAUAAGAUUCAGGAUGCCACUGUUCACCAUCCAUGUUCCAUCCAUCCAUCCAUCCAUCUUCUACCACUUACUCCUUCUUCAGGGUCACGGGGAACCUGGAGUCUAUCCCAGGGAACAUCGGGCACAGGGCGGGGUACACCCUGGACAGGGUGCCAGUCCAUCGCAGGGCACAAUCACCAUCCAAGUUAAUUGAUCUUAAUCCAAAGCUAAUGUAACCGUGUUUAUUGUUUCCCCAACAAACAUUCAGUGUCCUCCACUAAUAUUGGCACCCUAUGAGCAAAGAGGGCUGUGUAAAAUCAUCUUCAUUGUUGAACCUUUUGAUCUUUUUUUUGUUAAAACUUUACAAAAAUACUCUGCUCUUGGACAUCAAACAAUUGCAAACAAAUCACAGGUUUAUGAAAAAAAUUAAUCUUCGUUAAAUAUAGGUGUGCAUCAAUUAUUGGCAUCCUUUUUGUCAAUACUUUGUACAACCUCCCUUUGCCAAGAUAACAGCUCUGAGUCUUCUCCUAUAAUGCCUGAUGAGGUUGGAAUAUACAUGCCGAGGAAUCUGAGAGCGUUCCUCCAUACAGAAUCUCUCCAGAUCCUUCACAUUUCGAGGUCCACGCUGGUGGACUCUCCUUCAGUUCACCCCACAGGUGUUCUAUGGGGUUCAGGUCAGGGGACUGGGAUGGUCAGGGCAGGACCUUGAUUUUGUGGUCAGUAAAACAUUUUUGUGUUGAUUUUGAUGUAUGUUUUGGAUUAUUGUCCUGCUGGAAGAUCCAACCACGGCCCAAUUGAAGCUUUCUGGCAGGGGCAGUCAGGUUUUCAUUUAAUAUCUGUUGAUAUUUGAUAGAAUCCAUGAUGCCAUGUGUCCUAACAAAAUGUCCAGGUCCUCUGGCAGAAAAACAGCCCAAAACAUUAAAGAUCCACCUCCAUAUUUAACCGUGGGCAUGAGGUACUUUUCCAUACGGCUACCUCUCUGUGUGCUCCAAAACCACCUCUGUGUUUAUUACCAAAAAGCUCUAUUCUGGUUUCAUCUGACCGUAGAACCCGAUCCCAUUUGAAGUUCCAGUAGUGUCGGCACACUGAAGACACUCGAGUUUGUUUUUGGAUGAGAGUAGAAGCUUUUUUCUUGAAACCCUUCCAAACAGCUUGUGGUGAUGUCGGUGACUUCGGAUUGUAGUUCUGGAGACUUUCUGACCCCAAGACGCAACUAACUUCUGCAGUUCUCCAGCUGUGAUUUUCAAUGCUUGUGCUAUUUUCUUAGACACUUCCCAUUUUGUGAAGCUCAACAACCUUUUUCCGCACAUCACAGCUAUAGUCCUUGCUCUUACCCAUUGUUAUGAAUGACUAAGGGAAUUUGGCCUGUGUGUUACCUCAUCUUUAUACCCCUGUGAAGCAGGAAGUCAUGGUUGAACAAUUUCCUGUUCCUGGUCACCCAGUUGUACUAAAAAAUGUAAAAUAUCAGUGGGAAUGUACUUCAAAUAUAUUUUUCUCAUAUGAAUUCAUAGGGGUGCCAAUAAUUGUUGCACACAUAUUUAACAAAAGGUUGUUGUUUUUUUUUUUGAUAAACCUGUGUUUUGCUUGCAAUUGUUUGAUAUCCAUGAUAUAGUAUUUUUCACAGCCUUCUUUGCUCAAAUUUACCACCAAGGGUGCCAAUAUUAGUCUAGGGCACUGUAUUGUUUGGCCUGUGCAUUACUCAUUUGCUGUUUUUUUUUCUUGACUAUUUAUAAAUGAACCACCUUUUACUUUCUUCAACUUGCGCUCAUCUCUAAUCAUCUGAUGUCAGGUCUGCACGUAACAAUGCUCUACAUAAAAGCAUUUUUCAUUGAA
Messenger RNA from Ictalurus punctatus (channel catfish), 2696 nucleotides. RefSeq names its product CMRF35-like molecule 5. Lineage: Eukaryota; Metazoa; Chordata; Actinopteri; Siluriformes; Ictaluridae. Bases 95 to 889 code for a protein of 264 amino acids. The transcript has 7 exons. The record is from RefSeq and is a predicted model, not a curated record.